Molecule: messenger RNA, 864 nt
Organism: Fusarium oxysporum Fo47
Lineage: Eukaryota; Fungi; Ascomycota; Sordariomycetes; Hypocreales; Nectriaceae
Exons: 2
Source: RefSeq, a predicted model, not a curated record
CGGCAUCUUCAGCUUGUUCUCAAGGUGGUUCGCCCAGAACCAACCUGCCGCCCCAAAAUGUAGGAACGGCUUGCGAUUCUCAACUCUUCAUCAAAACGUAGGUAGAAUUAGCGAACAAUACAGCGGCUUUCGUCAUCAGCAGUCUCAAGACAAGGUAAGUAUAUAUAAGAAUUAACUUUCCCUCAUUUUUUUCAGGUGUAUAGUGCAUAGACAAAUCGAAACACACCAUCACAAGUACAUUACUGCAAAUUAUCCCUUCAUCAUGUCAAACCCUCACUACAUCAAACUUCACCGUGGAGAAGAUCCCUCGCCUGACACUAAGCAGCAACCUGCUUCCUUCUCAGAGCAGACGAAGAACUGGCUACGAGAGGGCCACAAAGAUAUGCCGUGGCAUAACAUUGAUUCAGUUGCUGUGUCUAACAUGCAAGACAACUCCGACAUCAACGGCGCGCCGUCUGAUACCGCUGCCACACAGGGCAGUGAUAAGUAGUCCUAUGCUAGGAUCAAGUCCUGGUAAAGAUCAUGUCAUUCUCAUCGACUGUAUACCCAACUAGUCUACAGCAGUCGACAUGGGAUCAAGCCUGGACUCAAUUCCAGGAAGAAUAACAUCAAAGAAGACAGGAUUGCGUCGAAGUUUUAGCCUUUCUAUGAUUCCCAGGAAAGAAGAAGUUCAAUCGGGGCAAACAAUAGCAACGAGUGCAGAACGCUAUAUGUUUCGACAGGAGCUGGGGCCAGUGGCAAGACCAGAUUAUAAACUUCGUUCAUGAGUACCCCAUUAGCUCCCUGUGAAACCAAUUGCAUAAUUCCUUUCAUCUUCGUGCAUGUUAUUAAUAGGACUGUCCCCAGGUACACCAAUGACAAACC